Myotis myotis is the source of this 6953-nucleotide messenger RNA. It is a transcript of the gene ZNF2, whose product is annotated as zinc finger protein 2. Bases 1089 to 2483 code for a protein of 464 amino acids. Gene Ontology annotation, molecular function: DNA-binding transcription activator activity, RNA polymerase II-specific; RNA polymerase II cis-regulatory region sequence-specific DNA binding. Lineage: Eukaryota; Metazoa; Chordata; Mammalia; Chiroptera; Vespertilionidae. Gene Ontology annotation, cellular component: nucleus. Gene Ontology annotation, biological process: regulation of transcription by RNA polymerase II. The transcript is spliced from 5 exons. The record is from RefSeq and is a predicted model, not a curated record.
UGGUUGCAAAUAUCAAAAAAUUUCUCUAUGUGACACAGCACCAGAGUUAAGUUAGGGUUUUUCAAAAUGCUGACACGCCGAGCUCAAAAGGUUCGCCAUCACUGGGCUAGGGUGAGGCAGCCCCGGAGGUCCGCAGACGUCAACUAUUGUCUUUAGUCAUCAGGCGAUGAGAUGAUGUUGAUGAGAUGAUGUUUUGACUCCUGGUUGGCCCGCCUGACCCUGCUUAUCGGUGCUGCUUGCUGGAUUCACAGCUGAGAUACCUCCUCAAAUCGUUUCACACAGGCCUUGAAAAGGAAACUUAAGAAAAACCUAAACCCCUAUUCACAUAUGUAUAUGUGUCCUAAGAUUUAAAAUAAUAGGAUUCCUUUUCAGAUUAAUUCAGGUGCUCUAUCAGAAUGUACGCUCCCUACCAAUUCCCGUGCAGCAAAGGUUGAGAAUCCCUGCGAUGCCUCCCCCAGGGCCCUUUCCAGCGGCACCGAGGAAGGCAGGCUGGUGUGCCCGCAGCUAUUGGCCAGUCGGGCAGAUCCCCGGUCAAAUACACUUAUGUCCUCGGCUCUUCUCUUCUUCCGCGCAAGAAUGUGCACAUACCCUGCCUCAGGCCCAGCCCCGUCCUCGGAACCAAAUUCUGUGUCUCUCUGGCUCACAUCUCAGAAUCAAAUUCCUGACCGCGGACAAGCUGAAGCAGAAACAAGCCCCUUCCGAGCGCCAGAAGGCUCGUGUCCCAGAUGUCCCGGGCGGUGAAAACCAGAGGAAAGACACAUUCCCGACUGGAGGAAUGCGCCACCACGCGUGGUCAACACUGCCAGGGUGACGACAGCCUCGGCACCCACACCCGCUGCCUCUCACUGCGGCUACCGCAGUCACGCCUCAGGGUCGCCGAUCCUUUCAGAGGCGCAGGCCGACGCAUGUUUCAUACGUCAUGCUGAAGCGCGCCGGCCGCGGAGACUUCUGGGAAAUGCAGUCCGAACGAAGGCCGCGCUCUGAUUGUGCGCGCAGGCCCUUUGCGCAGACUCUGCCUUCCCGACCUGAUGAAGCGCGGUUUUCCUGGGUCCUGAGCGCCGAGUCCCGGAGGACUCUGCCCUUUCCUAAUGGAGAGCACCCAGGAGGGAACAGCUGCUGUGGCUCCAACUGCCAGGUGCCAGGAGUCAGUGACAUUCAUGGAUGUGGCCGUGAUUUUCACAGAUGAAGAGUGGAGGCAUCUGAUCCCUAUUCAGAGGGACCUCUACAAGGAGGUGAUGCUGGAGAACUAUCAGAGCAUCAUCUCACUGGGACUUCCAGUUCCUCAACCUGAUGUGAUUUUCCAGUUUAACAGAGAGGAUAAACCUUGGAUAAUUGAUCUUCAUGGACCUGAUGAAGGAAGAUGGCCAGAGAACAUUUCUCUAGACUGGGAGACAAAGCCUGAGAUUCAAGGUGAGAUUCAAAUUGAUUCAGAAGAAAAGUCAGAAGGAAUGUCAAUGGAAAAGCUUGGAAGAAAAAGUCCUCUGUGUACUAAAUUGGAAGUUCAUGCACUAGAAGGUGGAUUGGAAACAGAGAAGGAAAGUCCUAUAGUGGAGACUUGUAAGAAAUCCUUUUCCCAGGAGGAAAGCUUGCAGCAAGGGUUAACCCGUCCCAAGAAAAUUCUCACUAAAGACAGAGACCAGGAAUGCAGUGAUUGUGGGAAGACCUUUUUUGACCACUCAUCCCUUAUCCGCCAUCAGAAGACUCACACGGGAGAGAAGCCCUAUGACUGUCAUGAGUGUGGGAAAGCUUUUUACAACCGUUCAGCUCUAACUGUACAUCAGCGAGUUCACACUGGAGAGAAGCCCUUUAAAUGCCGUGAGUGUGGGAAAGCUUUCAGUCGUAGGUGCAGUCUCAGCAGACACUUGAUGUCUCACACUGGGGAGAGCCCCUACGAAUGUAGCACAUGUGGAAAAGCCUUUUUUGACCGUUCAUCCCUAACUGUACAUCAGCGAAUUCACACCGGAGAGAAACCAUUUAAAUGCAGCGAGUGUGGGAAAGCCUUCUUUGACCGUUCAUCCCUCACUCGACACCAGAGAAUUCAUACUGGAGAAACUCCUUAUGAAUGUAGUCAGUGUGGGAAAGCCUUCAGCCAGAAAAGCAUUCUUACUAGACACCAGCUCAUCCAUACCGGCCGGAAGCCGUAUGAAUGUACUGAGUGUGGGAAAGCCUUUUAUGGUAUCUCAUCACUGAACAGACAUCAAAAAGCUCAUGCUGGAGAGCCUCACUUCCAGUGCAGUGAGUGUGGGAAAGCGUUUUUUGACCGCUCAUCCCUUACACAGCAUCAGAAGAUUCACACUGGAGACAAGCCCUAUGAAUGCAGUGAAUGCGGGAAAGCCUUUAGCCAGAGAAGCCGGCUUACACGACAUCAGAGGGUUCAUACAGGAGAGAAACCCUUUGAAUGCAGCGUAUGUGGGAAAGUGUUUAGUUCUAAAUCAUCAGUUAUUCAACAUCAACGGCGCUAUGCCAAACAGGGAAUAGACUGAAUUGAGUGAAAUUUUUAGUCAAAGGACCUCCAUGAAAACUUAAAAUAGGUCUUCCUCAUCUUAAACUGAUCAAUUAAUCAUUCUACCUAUUCUGGCUACUGCUCUCUUUUCCUGCCUCUGCUACCACAGUGUUUGAAUAAAAACUAUAUACCGUGUUAUAGAACAGAUGUGGGAUGCUGGAAAUUAGGGUGCAAUUGUAAAGAGUCAACAUUUUGCAGAAGUUUCUCAGACAAUAGGAUAAAUGUUAGGAGGUGAUCCUCAGACACACCUCUUAUCUGAGUCCCCUGGUAUCCCAGCACUUUAAAUAACUGGAGGCUAUAACAGGAAGGGAAAGACAAAAUUAUAUCAGAGCAGGACUGAUUUACUCAAAUAGUUAUUUUAUAGCUGUUAGUCCCUCUCUCUUGAAGCUUUUUUGCACACUGAUCUUUUUGUGUGUCCCAACUUUUAGAUAUCUUUAAUACUGCUACUACGAAUAGCUAGCACUUAUUGAGCACUUAUUAUGGGGUAAGCACUCAACUACAAGUUUUGCAAGGAGAUUAUUUGGUCCUCUCAAAUAAUCCUAUCCGGUGUGACUCAGUGGGUGACCUCGACCUAUGAACCAGGAGGCCAUGGUUAGAUUCCUGGUCAAGGUACAUGCCUGGGUUGUGGGCUCGAUCCCCAGUAGGGAGCGUGCAGGAGGCAGCCAAUCAAUGAUUCUCAUCCUUGAUGUUUCCAUCUCUCCUGCUCCCUUAUUCUCUCUGAAAUCAAUAAAAACAUAUUCAUUAAAAAAACAAACCCUAUUAAGUAGGUACUCUUACUACCUGAAUUUUACAGGUGAGCAAACUGGAGUUUGGAGGGGUUAAAUAAAUUGCCCAAGGUAACAGCUAGUAAAAGGUGAGGCCAGUUCUUGAACAGGUCUACCUUCAAAAUCCAUUCCUUUCACCAUUAUGGUAUAAAGUUGGUUUUAUAAUUUAUAUACAUGUAUUAUCUACUUAGCUAAAUUAUAAGCACUUUGUAGCUCUCACAGUGCCUUGCAAAUAAUAGGUGCCCAAUAAAUAUUUAUCUGAAUGAAUGACUUUUCUUCUUACCCAGUUCCAUUUAAAACACCUAAUAGAUUCACAUCCUUUCUUUGAAUUCUUUCAGUCUAGCCUACACCUUUAUCAUCAAAAGGUCCCAUUACUGCAGUAGUCACUUUCUGGUUCCAAUUCUUCCAAUCUCACCAUUGAAGAGAGUUAUGCUAUGAUGUCAUCACAAGUAAACCCCCCCCACCCCCCCAAUAAACAAAGAUUCAUUUCUCACAUAAAACAUGAUGUGAGUCUGUCUACUCCAAAGUCAAGAGAAAGCUGGAGGAUUUUGUAGAAUAUUUUUAAUGGCCAUCACUUCUGUCCACAUCUCAUAAAACAGAACCCACCACCAAGAGGCUAGAAAAGUAAACAAGCACCUCAAUAUUUGGUUAAUAUCAAUAGCUGUUGGUUACAUUUUGCAUAUUACUGUUAGGCCAUUCUUUCCAAAUGACCCUUCUACCAUCUUUGUCUUAUGCAGGAUGCAAAAUUGCUCCUCAAUUGAAGUGUCCCUGAAUAUAAAGGUUUAGCUUGAUGUGAUCCCACAUUGCUGAACUUUUAAGUCUUGACUCUCCAAAAUCUUCGUUCCCUAGGCCCAGCCCAAUAUUUUUAUUUUACCAAAUAAAAUAACUUUAGGCAUUUGCUUAAGGUGAACCCCAACUUGCUAAUGUCCCUGUUGAUCUUGGCCCAUCUUUCUUAGAGCAGAUGAAGGAUUUCCAUGUGUGGACUUCUGAAGCCACAUGAAGAAAAACACUCUAGAACAGGGGUGGGCAAACUUUUUGACUCGAGGGCCACAAUGGGUUCUUAAACUGGACCGGAGGGCCGGAACAAAAGCAUGGAUGGAGUGUUUGUGUGAACUAAUAUAAAUUCAAAGUAAACAUCAUUACAUAAAAGGGUACGGGCUUUUUCUUUUUUAGUUUUAUUCAUUUCAAAAGGGCCAGAUCCGGCCCGCAGGCCGUAGUUUGCCCACAGCUGCUCUAGAAUCUAUUGAAGUAGAUAAUAACUGAUAAUAUUUAAUGUUACAUAGAAAAUAAAAGGGAUUAUUGAUAACCUUUUGGCUGGUGACUGUCUCAGAGUUCUAAAUCUUUCAUUUACAGCUUUGUUAAAUAUAAAUUGAGGAUCAAAUAUUUCUCUAAGAUAUUCUGGCAAUGUCAGCAAGAUGAGACUAGAAUUCAGAAUUUUAACAGAUUUUUGAGUACAGAGGUAAAUAAAACUAGUGGGGGUAUCAAUAUAAUAGUUCUUUGUUACCUUUUUAAAUUUGGUAUUCAGAGGAUUUGUUGUUGUUCUAUAAUCCUGCCUCUUACAUCUUUUUUUUUAUAAAUUGAUAUUUAGAGAGAGUGGAAGGUAGAGAGAGAGAAAAACAUCACCUGCAACGGGACACAUGCCCUGACCAGGAAUCAAGCGGUCAGGUGCAUGGGAUGACACCCAAAUAACUGAGCCUCACCAGCCAAGGGAUUUUUUUUAAAAAAUGUGAAAUACUGUUCCAAUUCCUGCUUAAAGUUCUGAAGGGCCAUUUUACCUUUUAAUUGGUAUCUCACAAUAGGGCAUGUAGUAGUGGAGGCCUUAAAUUUUGAGGUUUUCAUUACACCUAAUGGCCAUUAGUAGGAUCCAAUCUUGGAAUCAGAAAUUGGCCAAAUUAGAAGUAUGUCAGCAUUCUUAAGACAAAAGGUGGAAUACUUGGUACUGUUUGUAGUGUUUUAGCUUAAGACUUUGAAAUUAGUUUCAAGGAAAUGAAAGAAUCUCUCUGGUGCUUAAAUAAGCCCUAUCUAAAUUAUAAAAGAAGUGAAUACUUACCACACAUAUUAACAGAAGUACUCCACAAAUCAACUCUUCAAAGGAAAGGUUCUGCAAUGCUAGGAACUUUGAAAUAAAGAGAAUAUGAUAGAGAAAAUCUGAGCACUGAAUUAACAAAUACCUAUCUAGUCCCAAACCAAAUGCACUUUCUAGAACUAGGAAAAUAAACAUCAAGCUAAUAUUGAUUUAGGACUGCAAAUACUUUACACUGUUGUGCUAAUAGCUUUUAGUCCACUCUACAUGGAGCUUCAUGGAGCUCUGAUUUGGGUUAUAUGUUAUUGUUCUUCACUUCAGCUCCAAAAGACCCCUACGUUCCCUGACCUUUGACUCUUCUCCCUCUAACCUGACCUUUAGUGAACCAACCUGUCACCCAACUGUUCUUGUUUCUAGGGUGGUGGUUGUUUUUAUCUUUGCUUUAAUCUUUUUGAUGACUACUAGUAAGAUUCCUUGAUCUGGCCCUGAUAUUCCACUGAUACCGUGGAUACGCUGCCUUCCUUUCUCAUCACAUAAUCACUCAUAGCUAGUGAAGAAAAAAUAUUCAUACCAAAAUGUUCAAAGUCCAGUUUCAACAGUCAGCUUCAGCCUGUGCAGCUAGGAGGAUGGGCCCCAGGCUUAAGAAGUCAGCAAUAAUGAACCAGAAGAUGGGGCUGUCUGAUCUCAAGUACCACCAAGUCAAAGUCAACUCCAGACAAAGCUCAUCUGAGUAGUCAGUACAAAAGCAGCAUGGGUGAGAAUAUAACUGAAAUCCAGGCCACCAAGUCCUAUUAGACACGAUGUCCUCAACAUCAGCAUCUGUGAAACCAAAUGCAGACUCCUAAUGAGAAUGAAGAUUCCAAAUGAGAAUUCCUGCUUAGUAAUGAAGCAGUUGAGAGAGAGAGAGAGAGAGCAUGAGCACCAAGAUAAGGACAGGAUCCUCAUGUCUAUCAUGUCUAGGUGUGUUUUUUAAGAAGCACAAUUACUUUAAUUUUUUGGUGCCAUGUCAGCACUCCAGCAGAUGGAUAGAGAAUUAACAUGGCAUUCUCUUUUUUCAUCUUGUUAAUAAGCAUGGAUCUGAGACUUUAGAACAAAUGGACUGAUGGUGAAACCAAGUUGCAGAGGCCACAAAAAUCAGUCCCCAUGAUAAUCAAAUAUCUGGCCCCUGGUAUAGUGCCCAAGCUUGUUGAACAUGCCAGAGGUACUGUGUAAGGAUGUAGAUUUCUUUCCAUCAUUCAUGUGUAUUAAACCUGUGCAAAGCCUGCAGAAGAGGCAAAUGACUAAUUAUCCUAGGAUUAGCUGUUCAAUGUAUUGAGCCAUUUUAUAGAACCUCAUGAUAAAGUAAUUUGCAAUAGCCAAAGUGCUGAUAAUGGGCAUUGAGUAAUGCUUACUAUGCCAGAGGCUGUUAGUUGCCUAACCUGUAGUUGUUAUUCUUCUCUUCUUUAAUAAUAGGAACUCUGAGUCUGUUCUGAGGAGCAGAGUGCCCAACAAUAUUUCUCAGUCUCUCUUGCAGGGAAGUAUUAGGACAAUGAAUUGCUGCUAUAUCAAAUAUCAGUCCAAUGGUAUAUGGAUAUAUUAAAUACCAAGCCAAUGAUAUCUAUAUCUACACUAAUAAAAGACAAACAUGCAAAUUGACCACACCUUCGCUAUGCAUUAAGUCACG